Messenger RNA from Xenopus tropicalis (tropical clawed frog), 6493 nucleotides. It is a transcript of the gene vps35l, whose product is annotated as VPS35 endosomal protein sorting factor like. The record is from RefSeq and is a predicted model, not a curated record. The transcript is spliced from 31 exons. Gene Ontology annotation, biological process: endocytic recycling. Gene Ontology annotation, cellular component: endosome. Lineage: Eukaryota; Metazoa; Chordata; Amphibia; Anura; Pipidae. Bases 81 to 2972 code for a protein of 963 amino acids.
GGUCCGCAAAAGAAUCCAUAUUAAUCAUAUUGCUCGUAUUGCUCCAAUUACUCUAGCAAUCACAUGACGUUCCGAAUCACAUGACACAGAAGAUGGCUGCGCAGUGGCGUUCGAGGGAAAGAAAUUACCCAGAAGAAUUUGAGUCUUGGCACCUGGAGAGAGUGACUGUGGAAAAUGAGGACUAUCAUCCACUGAAACCCAUCAUGGUGACUGAAUCCAAGACCAAGAAGGUGGGGCGAAAGGAAAGCACGUCCUCCAGUUCAUCAUCAUGCUCAUCUAAUUCUGUGGCUGAUCCUCUCAGCAGCGUAUUGGAUGGCACAGACCCUCUGUCCUUGUUUGCAGCAACUGCAGAGCCAGUGGCAUCAAAUGUGGAUGGCAAAAGAAAAAAAAACGAGAAUGAAGAAUAUGUUGGAAGUGACUUUGAGCCUUGGUCCAGCAAACGGGGAGAAAUCCUUGCCAGAUACACAACAACAGAGAAACUUUCCAUUAAUCUCUUCAUGGGCUCUGACAGAGGCAAAACCACAAAUGCAGGCUCUGCUGUUUCAGAAAAAGUGAGAACGCGACUUGAGGAACUCGAUGACCUUGAAGAGGGAUCACAGAAAGAACUUUUGAAUUUGACCCAGCAAGAUUACAUUAGUCGCAUUGAGGAGCUAAACCAAUCACUUAAGGAUGCCUGGGCAUCAGAUCAGAAAGUCAAGGCUCUGAAGAUUGUUAUACAGUGCUCUAAACUUCUCUCAGACACAACAGUGAUCCAGUUUUACCCAAGCAAAUUUGUGUUAAUUACUGAUAUCCUGGACACUUUUGGAAAACUUGUGUAUGAACGCAUCUCCUCAAUGUGCUUGGAUAGCCGAUCUUCAUUACCUGAAAAUUUUUCCCCAGAAACUGUAAAUGACACUGCCAAAGAGACCUGUCUAAACUGGUUCUUUAAGAUAGCAUCCAUCAGAGAACUUGUUCCAAGAUUCUACGUGGAGGCAGCAAUAUUGAAGUGCAACAAAUUUCUCUCUAAAACAGGGAUAUCUGAGAGUCUUCCCCGUUUGACAACUAUGAUCAGAGGCAUAGGUGACCCACUAGUGGCAGUGUAUGCUAGAGCGUAUCUCUGCAGGGUUGGAAUGGAAGUUGCUCCUAAUGUGAAAGAAAGUCUGAACCGGAACUUUUUUGACUUUUUACUUACAUUUAAACUAAUUCACAGUGACACAGUGCAGAAUCAGCUGGCGGUUCAGGCUGUAGAGAUUCCAGUUUACCUCACACUGUACUCUCCUGCUAUUGACUGGAUGUUACGGUGCAUUGCAUAUCGUGCUCCAGAGACGCUGUUAACAGAAAUGAUGGAACGCUGCAAGAAGCAAGGGAACAAUGCCUUGCUGCUGAAUUCAGUAAUGUCUGCUUUCAGAGCAGACUUUAUUGCAACCAGAUCAAUGGACUUUAUUGGCAUGAUUAAAGAAUGUGACGAGGCUGGCUUUCCUAAGCAUCUUCUAUUUCGCUCACUUGGAUUAAACCUGGCUUUGGCUGACCCUCCUGAGAAUGACAGACUUCAGAUUUUAAACGAAGCUUGGAAAGUGAUCACCAAGUUAAGAAACCCACAGGAUUACAUUAACUGCUCAGAGGUUUGGGUUGAAUAUACAUGCAGGCAUUUUACGAAGCGGGAGGUGAAUACUAUACUUGCAGAUAUAAUAAAGCACAUGACUCCUGAUCGUGCAUUUGAGGAUGCAUAUCAACAGUUACAGUCAGUCAUAACAAAGGUUAUUACUCAUUUCCAAGACUUUUCUGUCCUGUUCUCUGUGGAGAAGUUCCUUCCAUUUUUGGAUAUGUUUCAGAAAGAAAGUGUUAGAGUGGAGGUUUGCAAGUGCAUCAUGGAAGCUUUCAUCCGGCAUCAGCAGGAAGUGACAAAAGAUCCAGUCAUUCUCAAUGCUCUUCUUCAUGUAUGCAAGACAAUGCACGACUCUGUGAAUGCUCUGACCCUUGAAGAUGAAAAGAGGACAUUGGCUAAUCUGAUAAAUGGGUUUAUACGAAUGGUCUCCUUUGGACGGGACUUUGAACAACAGCUGAGUUUUUACGUUGAAACCAGAUCAAUGUUUUGUAAUCUAGAGCCUGUGCUUAUCCAGUUAAUUCAUAGUGUGAACCAUCUUGCCAUGGAGACAAAAAAGGUGAUGAAAGGAAAUCAUUCAAGGAAGACUGCCUCAUUUGUCAGGGCUUGCGUUGCCUUCUCCUUUAUAACCAUCCCAUCUCUGACUAGCAUCUUCACACGGCUCAAUCUGUACCUGCUUUCAGGCCAGGUGGCCCUGGCAAACCAGUGCCUUUCACAAGCGGAUGCCUUUUUUAAAGCUGCAGUAAGCCUUGUUCCCGAUGUCCCAAAGACCAUCAGUAUAGAUGGGAAGAUGCGGUCCUCUGAACCCUUUCUCUUGGAGUUUCUUGGCAAUUUCUUCUCCACAUUACUUGUUGUUCCUGAUCACCCAGAACAAGGAGUUCUCUUUCUAGUACGGGGUCUUCUAAAUGUCAUAGAGGAUUAUACAUGGGAAGAUAACAGUGAUGAUAAAGUGCGGAUUUACACCAGUGUUUUACAUCUCCUUGCUGCAUUAAGCCAAGAAAGCUAUUUGCUUCAUGUGGACAAAGUUGACUCUAAUGAUAAUCUUUAUGGAGGAGACACCAAGUUCCUGGCGGAAAUUAACCGACUUUGUGAUACGCUUAUAGGACAAAUUUUGGAACAUCUAAAGACCCUUGGGAAAGAAAAGACCCUGAAACGUCAGAGUUAUUUAGCCUUGCUGUUUUUCAACAGCAUUCUUGCUCAUGGAGAUCUAAGGAAUAAUAAACUCAAUCAGCUGGCUGUUAACCUAUGGAAUUUGGCUCAAAGGCAUGGCUUUGCAGACACCAAAACUAUGGUGAAGACCUUAGAAUACAUCAAGAAAAAAAGCAAAGAGUCUGAAUGGAGUCAUUUCAGUGACCUUGCAGCAAGACUACCUUUACAAUCCAGAACCUAGAAGAGAGAAAGCUGUUUCCAGUUACGUGUGUCCUCAACUUAAAAAAGUUUCAAAAUCUCAUUUGACGUGAGGGUUUUGGGAGAUCUAGCUCAUGGCCUGAAAGCUGUGUAGCUAGGUGUAAGGCGUUACAGUGUUCAGUUAGCUUUGUGAGAUUGUAUAUAUCAAAGGUUUGGCAUCCAACAACAGUCACAGUAUGUGACUUUCAGAAUAGAAUUUAGGAAAAUAAAUGUUAUAAUAAUACACAAAGGAGGUGUUUAAACAAGAGGUGCCUGACUCAGUUACCUGUGUGGAAGACACAUAGGGUUAUUAGACAUCGCGGUGACUAAUCGAGUCAACUUUCCCACCAUAGGGUACUGUAUAACUCACUGUGACUAAUCGCACGUGGUUUUUGCUGCGUGGAUUAGUCGCUGUGCGUGUCUUCGCCCCUUAGUCGGUUUUUAAAUUAAAUAAAACUACGCUAUACUGUCUCUAUGCACAGUACUAGGGCCCAGUGGAGAUAAAAAUAAAGCAUUCAGGCUUCUGUGGCCUGAGUACAGCUAGUUUAGCACAGUUAUUUACAAACCUUUCCUGUUUAGUGUGUAUAUAAACAUUGGCCCCACUGAUCUCAGGCUGAGUUCCAAUUUGUAAUUGGUCUAAAGUGCAUUUGGGUUUGCUAUUUCAUCCCUUUUCAACUGGACACAUCUAUAUGUUUAAUGGAAGAGUAACACCAAAAAAAAAAGUGUUUAUAGUAAUUAAAAGCACUGGUAAAACUGAUAUGAUUUCUUCAGAAACACUACUGUUGUGUAUCUAAACAAGCGAUUGUGUAGCAGUGGAGGCAAAAGAAAUAGGGCUAAAUGACACUGGUUAAAUAGCAUGUGACAGAUAAGCUUUGUAAAAUAUAAUGGUGUUCCACAAAGUUUAUCUGCUACCUGAUAUGUAACCUACGCCUUUUCCCAUUUAGAUUGCUGCCACCAUGGCUACACAGCAGCUUAUUUAUAUAACUAUAAUACUGUUUCUGAAGGAAAUAAACCCAUUUUAGAUGUGAAGAGCAACAGUAACUUAUAUAGUUUAAUUACUUGAAAACACUUCUGUUUUUUGGUGUUACAGUUCCUUUAAUGCUUGUUAGCAAUUAAUAUAGAUGCAUGCUGCACUAGAAUUAGGGCCUAUGUGUCUAUUUGUUUAGACACUUUGUCUUAAGCAUAAGGAUUUGCUCUGCCAUUAUGAGAAGAUCAUGUACAAAAGAAAACUUGUUAGAAGACUGCAUCUCCAGUAUCAAGAAAGAGGUCUCGUGAACUGUGAUGCUUAGUGACUUUUACUCUUAACUUUCAGGGCUGUCACCCAUAGAAGAUACAUGUUAUCUUCUGUUACAUGUAUUCAGUUUCAAAGGGGUGAGGUGGAAAAGCUAACUGUAUUGUCCACUGGCAUUGCAUUUCUUUAAAACUAUCCCAACUAAUGUGUUACUCUUCUGUUGUUAACAUGCAGUCCACAGAUAACACUUCCUUGAAAUUCAUAUUGCAGCAAUAUUUAUUUGAGACCCAGUUUAUAUUUAAUAGUACGAUGUAUGAAAACUUGAACAACUCAACAAUUUAAAGCGCCUUAGCAACGCUCCAGCAGUCUUGGCUCAUCAUACUAAGUCAUGUUAACUGAUAUGGAGGAACAAGUCCCUCGUGUUUGUAUGUGGUAAUACUGUAGUCACAUGCAAUGGACUACAUGAGCUCAGUAUAAAUAGAAAUGCAUAUCUAGCCUUAACACACUGAAUUAGUUAAUAUGAAAUAUAAUAUAGAAAUGCUAAAUCAGUAGCCACACCCGAUCGGCUUAAUUGGUAACUUCUUCAAAUCUAAAUAACUGCUCUGUGAGGUUUUAUAUCACUGGAGCUCUACAUACCCAUAAAUUGCCCUUGCAACCAAGUAAGCAGCACAGAUUUAGUUAUAGAGGGGUCCCUGAUAUAUAAAUAAAAAAGAAGUUAGUUGGCUGUCUGGAAAGGCCCAAGCUAUAGGGCUGGAGCUACCAAGAUGCAAUCUCAUCCAAUGUGCUUUCAUUGUACUGUGGUCCUAUACUGUCCCGUUUCUCUGUAGUUUGACUACAAUGACUAGAAAGUCCCACAGCAAUUAUGAGCUGGGGUGAUUGCUAGGGCUUUGUUGGUGGGAGUUACAGCAAAAAACUUUCAACUUGCUGCGAUAAGGCAAAUGGUUAAGAUGAUACUGGAAUGGAUGUAUGAGAGAGGCUUUAUCAGGAGGUGGAUUAGCUUGACCAUAAAUAUAUGACACAAUUGGCUUUACAUUCAAAACAGAUGAGCAAAUUUUAAUCAGCUGAAUGAUGACAUAAUAAACCUUUGCCUAACAAAAUAUAAAAACAUUUGGAGCCCAACCAGUUUGGGGGGGUGCUGUUUAGCAGCAUUCGGAGUAAUGAAAGUAGCCUACUUCUACGUCCUUUGCUUGGAACCACCAGUUUUCAGGGCUGCGAUCCCCUGAACUUGGCUUGUGUCACUAUGGAACACUAGAAGUUAGGGUGCUUCUUGCUUCUUUUAGCCUGUCUUCAAAAACACACCCCUUACAUUAGAGUGACCCCUAACUGCAGUCCCUGGUAGUAUAAUAGGUUAUGCUAGCAAAAUGUUCUGAAUUCUGUGAAUGUGUAACAGCUUCAUAGUGAAGAUGUUUUACCAUCUAUGUAAAAUAAAAUGUGAUUAUAAUGUGUUAUUUUAAUGGGGCUACACUAAUCAUGAUACAAUAUAAAAAUCUAUGUAUUUUUGUAUUAAGUGCCAUUAUCUUCAGCAGCAGAAUAGAAUACAGAAUCCUACUCUGUUAUGCCUUUACCGGUCUAAAACUAAGGGUGAAGACAUAUGGGGUGAUUAGUCGCUGCAGCUAAUCGCAGUAUUUUAACCACCAUAGGCUAUUGUACAAGUUGUGGUGACUAUUCACCCUGUGUGUCUUUGUCAUAAUGUGUGCUUAAGUUGGUCUUACUUCAUUUCAGUAUUUACCGUAAUUAAUGUACAUUUCCACAACAGAUACACACUAUAAAUGAAGGGCACUUUUCUGUGUUUUCCAUAGCAUAUUAUGUUGGACCUAAAAAAAAAAAAAAAUCUUUAAAGCACUUUUACAUCUCUUUAGCCAGCUGUAUCAAGUAUUUCACAUGUGGUUGGAUUUUUGUGUAUAUUAAUAAAAAAAAACAGUUUAUGUAAACUGUGUUAUUUUAUCACAAACUGACAUUAAGUGUGAGAAAUCAGUCAAUGACAAGUCAGCUUCCAUAAUCCUGCACACAUACAUACCAGAAGAUCAUCUUCAAAUAUUUGCUAUUGUGUUAUCUCCCCAAAAAACCAUCAUACCCCCAAAUUAUGGCAGUAUUCUGUUACUGAAAAACCUUCUAUGAAAAAAAUACUUAAGUCAAUUCCCUUUAAAGUGCUGCACAAGUUUCACUGCAAAUACUGUAUGUUGUGUCCUCUACACAUAAUGGCAGUUCAAGGACCAGUUUAAAUAUUUUUUAAAUCUAAAAAUGUUAUAGUAGUUGAUUAGGUACAUACAAAUAAACAAUUUCUUUGCAACAAA